This is a messenger RNA of Nycticebus coucang (slow loris), 6696 nucleotides long. RefSeq names its product ATP binding cassette subfamily C member 4 (gene ABCC4). The transcript is spliced from 32 exons. Gene Ontology annotation, molecular function: ABC-type transporter activity; chloride channel activity; ATP binding. Gene Ontology annotation, biological process: transmembrane transport; monoatomic ion transport. The coding region runs from base 139 to 4188 and encodes 1349 amino acids. NCBI's taxonomy places the organism in Eukaryota, Metazoa, Chordata, Mammalia, Primates, Lorisidae. The record is from RefSeq and is a predicted model, not a curated record. Gene Ontology annotation, cellular component: plasma membrane.
UCUUCUCGGGCUCCCGCCGAGCGGACCGGCGUGGCGGCCGCAGUUACAGCAUCCAUCCUCGUGUCUGCGGGAGUAGAGCCCGCGGCCAUCCCGGUCCGAGCAGCGCGGCUCCGGCCCGUGCCCGCCCCGCGGGGCGAGAUGCAGCCUGUGUACGCGGAGGCAAAGCCCAACCCUCUGCAGGACGCGAACCUCUGCUCGCGCGUGUUCUUCUGGUGGCUCAAUCCCUUGUUUAAGAUUGGUUAUAAACGGAGAUUAGAAGAAGAUGACAUGUACUCAGUGCUUCCUGAAGAUCGCUCCAAGUACCUCGGAGAAGAGCUGCAAGGGUUCUGGGACAAAGAAGUUUUAAGAGCCGAGGAUAAUGCACAGAAGCCUUCUUUAACAAAAGCAAUCAUAAAGUGUUACUGGAAGUCCUAUUUAGUUUUGGGAAUUUUUGCAUUUAUUGAGGAAGGCACCAGAGUAAUUCAGCCUGUAUUUUUGGGGAAAAUGAUUAAUUAUUUUGAAAAUUAUGAUCCCACGGAUACUGUGGCUUUGCACACAGCUUAUGCCUAUGCCACAGGACUGACUAUCUGCGCGCUGAUUUUGGCCAUACUGCACCACUUAUAUUUUUAUCACGUUCAGUGUGCUGGGAUGAGGUUAAGAGUAGCCAUGUGCCAUAUGAUUUAUCGGAAGGCACUUUGUCUUAGUAACAUGGCCAUGGGGAAGACAACCACAGGCCAGAUAGUCAAUCUGUUGUCCAAUGAUGUGAACAAGUUUGAUCAGGUCACAAUCUUUUUACACUUUCUGUGGGCAGGACCACUGCAAGCUAUUGCAGUGACUGUUCUUCUCUGGAUGGAGAUAGGAGUAUCGUGUCUUGCUGGGAUGGCAGUUCUGAUUAUUCUUCUGCCUUUGCAAAGCUGUAUCGGGAAGUUGUUCUCAUCACUGCGGAAUAAAACUGCUGCUUUCACAGACGCCAGGAUCAGGACCAUGAAUGAAGUUAUAACUGGCAUAAGAAUAAUUAAAAUGUAUGCUUGGGAAAAGCCAUUUGCAGACCUUAUUGCCAAUUUGAGAAGAAAGGAAAUCUCCAAGAUACUGAGAAGUUCCUACCUCAGAGGGAUGAAUUUGGCAUCAUUUUUCAGUGCAAGCAAAAUUAUCGUGUUUGUGACCUUCACCUGCUAUGUGCUCCUUGGCAACGUGAUCACGGCCAGCCAAGUGUUUGUGGCAGUGUCGCUGUAUGGAGCUUUGCGGUUGACAGUCACCCUCUUCUUCCCCUCUGCCAUUGAGAGGGUGUCAGAGUCGAUCGUCAGCAUCCAAAGAAUCCAGGACUUUCUAUUACUUGAUGAAAUAUCAAAACGCAACCCUGACCCUCUAUCAGAUCGUAAAAGGAUAGUCCACGUGCAAGAUUUUACUGCUUUUUGGGAUAAGGAGGCAGAAACCCCAACCCUACAAGGCCUUUCUUUCACUGUCCGACCUGGUGAAUUGUUAGCAGUGAUUGGACCUGUGGGAGCAGGGAAGUCAUCCCUGUUGAGUGCUGUGCUUGGGGAGCUGCCCCCGAGUCAGGGGCUGGUCAGCAUGCAUGGAAGAAUUGCCUAUGUUUCUCAGCAGCCCUGGGUGUUUUCAGGAACUGUAAGAAGUAAUAUUUUAUUUGGGAAGAAAUAUGAAAGGGAACGAUACGACAAAGUCAUAAAGGCUUGUGCUCUGAAAAAGGACUUACAGCUUCUGGAGGAUGGGGAUCUGACGGUGGUAGGAGAUAGGGGAACCAUGCUGAGUGGAGGGCAGAAGGCACGUGUGAACCUCGCAAGAGCAGUGUAUCAAGACGCCGACAUCUACCUCCUGGACGAUCCCCUCAGUGCAGUAGAUGCAGAAGUUGGCAAGCAUCUGUUUGACCUGUGUAUUUGUCAAACCUUGCACGAGAAGAUCACAAUUCUGGUGACUCAUCAGUUGCAGUAUCUCAAAGCUGCAAGUCAGAUCCUGAUACUAAAAGAUGGUGAAAUGGUGCAGAAGGGGACGUACACUGAGUUUCUAAAAUCUGGGGUGGAUUUUGGUUCCCUUUUGAAGAAGGAAAAUGAGGAUGCCGAACAGCCCUCAGUGUCAGAGACCCUCACGCUGAGGAGUCGGACCUUCUCAGAGUCUUCGAUUUGGUCUCAGCAGUCAUCUAGACCUUCAUUGAAGGAUGGUGCUCUGGAGGGAGUUCAAGAUACUGACAAUGUACAGGCAACACUACCGGAAGAGAACCGAUUGGAAGGAAAAGUUGGUUUUAAGGCCUAUAAGAAUUACUUGAAAGCUGGUGCACACUGGACAGUCAUCAUUUUCCUUAUUCUCCUAAACAUUGCAGCUCACGUUGCCUAUAUUCUCCAGGAUUGGUGGCUUUCUUACUGGGCAACCAAACAGAGUAUGCUGAACGUCACUGUAAAUGGAGGAGAAGUCGUAACUGAGAAGCUAGAUGUUAACUGGUACUUAGGAAUUUACUCAGGUUUAACGGUAGCUACCGUCCUCUUCGGCAUAGCAAGAUCUCUGUUGUCAUUCUACGUCCUUGUUAAUUCUUCACAAACAUUGCACAACAGAAUGUUUGAGUCAGUUCUGAAAGCUCCUGUAUUAUUCUUUGAUAGAAAUCCGAUAGGAAGAAUUUUAAAUCGUUUCUCCAAAGACAUCGGACAUUUGGACGAUUUGCUGCCUAUGACAUUUUUAGAUUUUGUCCAGAUAUUUCUUCAAAUGGUUGGUGUGAUUGCCAUGUCUGUGGCCGUGAUUCCUUGGAUGGCAAUACCUUUGGUUCCUCUUGGCAUCGCUUUCAUUUUUCUUCGGCAGUAUUUCUUAGAAACAUCAAGAGAUGUCAAACGCCUGGAAUCUGCAAUGGUACUUGGUGGAAUUUUACAUUCUGAAGUCACCCUCCAUCCCACAGGCUGUUCAUCUCCUUCAGAGAGAGCACGGAGUCCGGUGUUUUCCCACCUAUCGUCUUCUCUCCAGGGGCUCUGGAUCAUUCGGGCAUACAAAGCUGAAGAGAGGCUUCAGGAGCUGUUUGAUGCACAUCAGGAUUUACACUCAGAGGCUUGGUUCUUAUUUCUGACAACAUCCCGAUGGUUCGCCGUGCGUUUGGAUGCCAUCUGUACCAUUUUUGUGAUCGCUCUUGCCUUUGGCUGUCUGCUUCUGGCAAAAACUUUGGAUGCUGGGCAGGUUGGCUUGGUGUUGUCCUAUGCCCUCACCCUCACGGGGAUGUUCCAGUGGGGUGUUAGACAAAGCGCUGAACUUGAGAAUAUGAUGAUUUCUGUAGAAAGGGUUAUUGAAUAUACAAAUCUUGAAAAAGAAGCACCUUGGGAAACCCAGAAACGCCCGCCCGCAUCCUGGCCCCAUGAAGGCACGAUCAUCUUUGAUAAUGUUAACUUCAUGUACAGUUUAGACGGGCCUGUGGUACUCAAGCACCUGACAGCCCUCAUCAAAUCACAGGAAAAGGUUGGCAUUGUAGGAAGAACAGGAGCUGGAAAAAGUUCCCUCAUUGCAGCCCUUUUUAGAUUGUCAGAACCUGAAGGGAAAAUUUGGAUUGAUAAGAUCUUGACAACUGAGAUUGGACUUCACGAUUUAAGGAAGAAAAUGUCCAUCAUUCCUCAGGAACCUGUUUUGUUUACUGGAACAAUGAGGAAAAACCUGGAUCCCUUUAAUGAGCACACAGAUGAGGAACUCUGGAAUGCCUUAAGUGAGGUACAGCUCAAGGAAGCCAUUGAAGAUCUUCCUGGUAAAAUGGAUACUGAAUUAGCAGAAUCAGGAUCCAAUUUUAGUGUUGGACAGAGACAAUUGGUGUGCCUUGCCCGGGCAAUUCUCAGGAAGAAUCGGAUAUUGAUUAUUGACGAAGCGACAGCAAAUGUGGAUCCAAGAACCGAUGAGUUAAUACAAAAAAAAAUCCGGGAGAAGUUUGCCCAUUGCACCGUGCUGACCAUUGCGCACAGACUGAACACCAUUAUUGACAGUGACAAGAUAAUGGUUUUGGAUUCAGGAAGAUUGAAAGAAUAUGAUGAGCCAUAUGUUUUGCUGCAAAAUGAAGACAGCCUAUUUUACAAGAUGGUACAACAACUGGGCAAGGCAGAAGCCGCUGCCCUCACUGAAACAGCAAAACAGGUGUACUUCAAAAAGAAUUAUCCAGAAAUUAUGCCGACUGACCAUGUGGGGAACACUUCCAACGGACAACCCUCAGCCUUAACUAUUUUUGAGACAGCGCUGUGAUUCUACCAAGAUGUCACAUCUAUUCCAUUUUCUAAUAGUUUUUGCACUGUGUAAACUAUAUUGUACUUUUAUACUCUGUCAACAAAUACUUAUACAGACAUGAUGUUAGCUCAUUUGGAUUCCCCCCCCACCUUAUUCAGUGGUAUGAAGUUCUACCAAAAAAUGAUUUAUUUUUAUUUAAAUGUUAUUGUUGUGGUUAUUUUUUAAUGAGAGGUGCAGGCCACCCACAAAAGUUGUCUAUCAGGUUUUGUGCCUUAAGAAACUCCAGAGCCAAAGCUCAUCUUUAAGGAACAGGAAAAAGUUGUCACAGGUUUGGAUUUGUGUGUGUUACUGCCCCCAAAUUACGCGUUAAUUUCCAUUUAUAUCAGGGAUUCUAUUUACUUGAAGACAGUAUGAAGCUGACAUUUUGUCUCACAUUUUCUUUUACAUAAGUGGGAUCCAUUAUUUCCCCCAAAGGCCUCUGGUUAGUACAGAUAAAAACAAUAGGAAAAACAAAAAAUACUUUUUUGUUUAAGUGACAUCAUAGUAGGAUGACAAAAACAAUACAAGAUUAAAGUAUACAAGGACAAUAUUUGGUCGUAUGUUCUUAAAAAAGAAAAGAAGGGAAUGUAACAGUUUCUCAAAAUGGGAGCCUUUAUAGGUAGAUUUGAUACCGACUGGCACCGAUGUGACCAUCCCUCAUCUUUUACAUUUGUAAGAUUCUAACAGGGGGACUGUGUUGAAGUUUUGGGCUCAGCGUGAUGGUACUUUCCACAAAGGCCAAAACUCUUAACUGUAAUUUCCAAAAAUAUGUGGUCGUAUUCUUAACUGGAAUUCUGGCUUUCAGAAGGUUAACCCUCUGUGGAUUAUAAGCCCUUUGGCUUUGCCUUUAUGGAAAUCCUUUCUAAAUUGCAUGCAUUGGCUUUUUUGUUGAGCCAGAUUAAGAAAAGCAUUGACUGUAAUUCUGCAAUACCUUCCCAGGAUGGUAUUGGAUGAUCCAAAAGGUUCACUUUCAUGAGUUUGUCCACGUUAGUUUACUUCUGACCACUAAUAGCAGGGUUUUUUUUUAAGGUUUCUAAUUAGCGAAUCAACAAACUGCAAUAUUUCCUAGGACCUGUUGUACUUUUUUAAACUAUGGGUUUUUAGUUUUUCUUGAUGGUGGUGGCUAUGGUAUGUUGAGGUCAGUUUACUAAAGGUUUUACUGUCACGGUUUAAAGUGGAUUCUCACGACCUCUCAGAAUAAGGGGUGACCAUCCUCAAAUUGCAUAUAUUAAUAUAUGUGCCUUUAUGUGGCAGGCAUUUUAGAAACAGAUACUUUAUAGAAUGAGCACUUGAAAAGCACACGCAGCUAACUACCAAAAUAUAUCGAGUGUAGUAGCUGUUCAGCUCUUUGUAUUUAGAAAUCUGGUUACCAUUCAGUCAUAUAAACCACACACAAUAAGGCAUUUGUGAAUAGUCAUGAUUAGUAUUGUAGGCAACUGAAAUGCCAAUCAUAAUAAUGAUUGUUCAAACUUUAGACAUAUUUAUAAUGUGCAUAUGUUUAUUUGGUCUUUAGAGGGGAAAGGCUAUCAUAUAAACAUGUUUCUAUCUCAUUUCUGUUUAACGUUACAGGGUUUUUUAAUGAAACAAAAUUCACUUGAAAUAAAUGACAGUUUUUAUCACCAUUCAGAGAUCUCUACUUCAAUUUUUGGAGGGAUUACUGACCCAGGUCCUUAGUGAUGAAAGCUAAUGAGUUCUCCUGAGAUCAAAAAAAAAAAAGAGCUCAAAAAAUUAACUUUCAUAAUCCACUGAUUUUCUUGGCCAAUUGGAUGGACCAAAUAGUCCAAACAGAUUUCAGUAGGUUUCAGACUGAUCAAAGCAGAUGCUAUUUUACCAAGUCCAGGAAGGGAGAGUAUUAAUUUGUGCCUCAGGCUUGACUAAGUAUUAAAUGGUUGACGUUUGGGGUUGUGUUUUUGUCUUUUCAGAUGUCUUUGUCCAAAACUGAUAGGAAACAUCUGUCACCGCUACAUGUAACCCACUAGAAUGUUGAUUCUCAAAGUCUGGUCCCUGAGCCAGCAGCAUACCAUACCCUGGCACUUGUUUGGCAUGCAAAUGUUUGUGCCUUGCCCCAGAUCUGCGGAGUCAGAAACUCUGGUGGUGGGGACCAGUAAUUGGUGUGUUCAAAAGCCUGAAGGUUGAUUCUCAUGCAGCACCAUAGAACAUAAAGUCUCAGAACCAGCACCAUAGAACAUAAAGAACUCAUGAAGAAACACACAGAAAUCUAGCACACAUUUCCAUGUCUACCUAGUAUGUGUCACAGCUCCAGAGGUAAAUAGUUACUGGAGUGUCCAGUGACAGAAGACUCUUGGCAGUUGGCAUUUAAAUCAAAAUGACUAAUUAAGUGUCCUCAAUAACCUGAUCUGAAGAACAGAAGAGAAGGUCCGUGUCUGAGAAAUAUCCUCAUUAUCCUUGUUGUCUAAAAUCAGCACUGUUUCAUUUCUUCUAGGAAGUGUUCUUAAGAUCAGUCUUCAGAUUGGGUAGCCCUGUGUG